AUGAGGUACAUUCGUUUUUUAAAGGUUCCCAAGACCGACGGCAAGACCAUCACCGCCCUGAUCACCGUCACCUCAGAUCUCGGCGAGGAUUUCCUGGCCGCCGAUGUUGCCCUCGCCGCGACCAUUCGCUCGCCCGAGUACAAUGGCGACAUUUUCCUGCGCAAGAGCAUCAAGUGGACUGCUGGCAUGCGCGCCCUCCCCUUGACCUUCGACGUCCGCCACUGCGAUCUGGACUGGCCCGUAGUUGUGCACGUUGGCCCCAAGAGCAACCAGGUUUCCGACCGCUUUGAGAGGCAGAACAACAACCCUGAGCUCCCCUCCCUGAUUUCUGCAUGGAGCUCCAUUCUCGACGCCCCGGCCGGCAUCAAGGAGGCCGAGAAAAAGGUGGAACGCCGCUUCACGCCGCUGAGCAACCGCACCCUGAGCAUUUGGGAGGAGACCGGCGACAGCAUUGCGCGCCAUAUCUGGGAUGCUGGUGUCGGCAUGGCCGCCUUUUUUGACAAGACGAUCGCCAUGCAGUACGACAGCCUGCCGAUCCUGGACUCAACCCUCAGCUCUGCCACUUACAAAAAGCUCCACGUGCUUGAACUGGGCACCGGAUGCGGCAUUGUUGGCAUCAGCCUAGCGCAAAUCAUCCCCGACUGCGAGGUCACGCUCACGGACCUUCCGGAAGCACGGGAGAUUGCCGAGAAAAACAUCGAGGGCAUGAAUCCAGCCAUGUCGUCCAGUGCCACUUUCGUGCCAUUGGACUGGGACGAAGAGCUGCCCCAGGUUGUGCGCGAGCGGCAGUACGACCUGGUCAUCAUCUCAGACUGCACGUACAAUCCGGACAGCAGCCCAGCCCUGGUGAAUACCCUCAAGGCUCUCGCCGCAAGAUCCCCAAAGGCCAUUAUAGUUAUGGGCAUGAAAGUCAGACAUGAGAGUGAGGCCAUUUUCUUUGAGCUCAUGAAAAAGGGCGGCUUCAUCCAGGCCGUUCAGACCCGUCAGCCUCUUCCACGUGACGAUGCAGACUUCAGCUUGUCUGGCAACAUCGAUAUUUACAUCUACCAUUCUGCGUACCGGCCUCGCUCCCCUAGGGAUCCGCGCAAUGUCCUCGAUCGCUCUCCCAUCUCUUUCUAG
Molecule: messenger RNA, 1119 nt
Organism: Lasiodiplodia theobromae
Lineage: Eukaryota; Fungi; Ascomycota; Dothideomycetes; Botryosphaeriales; Botryosphaeriaceae
Exons: 2
Coding region: 1-1119 (372 amino acids)
Source: RefSeq, a predicted model, not a curated record